GUUUCUCAUCAGGAUGCAGUGCAGCCACGUGAAGCUUUGUCUGCAUCUCCUCCUCUUUCACCUGCUGGUGUCGGCUGGCCCAGAUGAAACAGAGAAAGUGGUUCUGGAGGUCAUCACUGACAGCUCCCCCUGCAGCACCACCUGUGGGCUGGGCAUCAAAACCCAAACCCUGUGUCUGCUGAAAGACAGCCAGAAGGCUCUGGAGGAAAAAGUGGAGCGGACCGGUGGAACCAAGGGCGUGAGUCAAACGAAGGUGUCAGAGGAGUGUCGGGUCCGUAAGGUGAACUGUUUGGAACUAUGGCAGUGUGGACUCCAGACUGUGACUGUGACGACGGGGCAGAGGGUGGAGCUCGACUGUCUGGGUGAAGUCAUGGAGGCCAUGGGAAGAUUCUCCUGGAGGGUGUCUUGGCGCUACGCUCGAGGAAUCAUCAGCUCUGACGACUCUCUCUUUGAACGCUGGAACGCUCCUCUUCUGGACCGGAUGGUUCUGGACCCUGUUAAAGAAGAGAGUGCAGGAACUUACCGCUGUGACGUCCAGGAUACCAACUUCCGUCAAGUGAAGAGGAUCUACUGGGGUAUCCGGGUUCUGCCUGUCGGGGUCGUCAACCUGGAUUAUGAAAGCGCUCUGGACCAGUGGAAACAGGAUGAGAUCCAGCAGAAGCAACUUCAAACGGGUUCUCAUACGGUUCUUCUGUACACGGUGGGGAUCAGUUUGAGCCUCGCCAUAGUCUGUACUGGACUCUUCAGCCUCUACAGGAAACUGAAAAGAAGAGGAUCCAAUAAAUAAAAUAUUAUUUUUCACUUUA
This is a messenger RNA of Oryzias melastigma (Indian medaka), 806 nucleotides long. It is a transcript of the gene tmem81, whose product is annotated as transmembrane protein 81. Lineage: Eukaryota; Metazoa; Chordata; Actinopteri; Beloniformes; Adrianichthyidae. The record is from RefSeq and is a predicted model, not a curated record.